AUUUGUCUAUGCCUAUGUAAUCUCUCUUCUAACUGUUUUUACUUCUAUGCGACAAAGCUCAAUGAGUUGGAUGUGAGAGAGACGUGGCUAUAGUUGGCUUUGAAUGUCAAAUUAAUAGACUUUUUUCAUUUAUUUCCCCAUAAAGACCAGAAUCCAUUAACCAGGAAGACGGGUACUCAAAACUUCAAAUUCAUUUAAGGAAGAAAGCGAUGUGAGGGAAGAUUUUUCAGCAUUCUCCACUGUAAGCUGGUGCAUCCAGCAUUGGAGGAGAUGAAAUUGAUCCUACUAUUCUCCGUUUCACUCUGGAUGUGUUCCUCUUUCAGCAAUUCACUAAGGACCAGCUUUCAAAAUCGCACUUCCUACUUCCAAGUGGGAGUGAUUCUUGAUUUGAAGUCAGAAGUUGGAAGCAUGGGCCUAAGCUGCAUGUCCAUGGCCCUCUCUGAUUUCUAUUCUGUUCACAGUAACUACUCGACGAGGCUGUCUCUUCAUGUUAGGGACUCUCAAGGACAAGUCAUUGAAGCAGCUGCUGCUGGUCUGUAUUUGUUGAAAGAUGUCAAGGUAGAUGCAAUCUUAGGUCCUGAGACAUCUGCAGAAGCCAACUUUCUGAUGGAUCUUGGAGACCGAGCUCAGGUCCCCAUAAUUUCUUUUUCUGUAACAAGUCCUUCUCUUCAUACUCGAACUCCUUACUUUGUUCAAGCCGCCCAAGGUGAUGACACUCAAGUUGGUGCAAUUGCUGCCAUAGUUAAAGCCUUCCAGUGGAGUCAGGUUGUUAUCAUCUAUGAAGACUCAGAAUAUGGCAGUGGCAUUGUCCCGUACUUAUCUAACGCAUGCCAAGACGUGAAUGCUCACAUUUCAUAUAGAAGUGUAUUUCCUGUUUCAGCAAGUGAUGACUUUGUACUCAAAGAGCUAUACAAGAUGAUGACUUUACAGACGAGGGUAUUUGUGGUCCAUAUGUCAAAUAAUCUUGGUGCCCGGCUUUUUCUGAAAGCCAACGAAAUAGGAAUGAUGGAAAAGGGUUAUGCAUGGAUCAUCACCAGUGGACUAACGGAUUUAGUCUACUUGAUGGAUUCUGAUGUUGCUGAAGCAAUGCAAGGGGUAUUAGGUGUGAAACCUCUUAUACCAAAAUCUAAACAGCUCAACUCUUUCGCCCAUAGGUUGAAGAAAAAGUCCCUAGAUAAAAGUGCUGGCAUCGCACGAGCAGAUUUGAGCAUUUUUGGCUUGUCGGCAUACGAUACAUUGUGGGCGCUGGCUAUGGCUGCAGAAAGAGUUGGAUUAAAAGAGCCACCAAAGGCUUUAGAGAAUUCAAGUGUUAAUCUCAGUGUCUCAGACCUUUUCAAUUUUAAGACAUCACAAGUCGGUCCACAACUUCUAAAAGCAAUGUCAGAGACCAAAUUUGAGGGGCUUACAGGGAAGUUCCACCUUGUAGAUGGCAAGAUGGAGUCAUCAUCCUAUCAGAUAAUUAAUGUGGUUGGGAACGGACAGAAGGAGGUCGGAGUAUGGAUUCCAUCUCUUGGAAUAAGAAGGGAACUGAACAUGAACAUCACAACUCAUCAUACACGCUCAAGGGAAUAUAUCGGGCGUAUCAUAUGGCCUGGUGAUUCAACAGUUGUGCCCAAGGGCUGGGAAGUUCCAAUGUCUGGUAAAAAACUAAGAAUCGGGGUGCCAGUGAAAGCUGGUUUUGUGGAUUUCGUGAGAGUAACAAGCGACGGUCAGGCUAAUGCCCGCAUAAUCAGCGGAUUCUACAUAGACGUGUUCAAAUCUGUCAUGGAAGCGUUGCCAUAUGCUGUGCCGUAUGAGCUUGUUCCCUUCGAAAAUCCUGAUGGCUCUAGUGCAGGAACUUAUAAUGAUCUUAUUUACCAGGUGUUUCUUCGGAACUAUGAUGCUGCAAUUGGUGAUAUAACUAUCACAGCGAACAGAUCAAAAUACGUGGACUUCACGUUGCCAUUUGCAGAAGGAGGAGUUCUUAGCAUCGUACCAAUCAUGUACGAAGAUGUAAAUGAUAUAUGGGCUUUCCUAAGGCCCCUAAAGAAAGAACUCUGGUUGACAAGUAUAGCAUUUUUUUUCCUUACGGGUCUGACGGUCUGGAUACUUGAGCAUAGGGUAAGCUCUGCCUUUCGAGGACCUCCUUCUCAACAUGUUGGCAUGAUCUUCUACUUUCCCUUCUCAACGCUAGUAUUUGCACACCGAGAAAAAAUAGUGAACAACUUAGCUCGACUGGUUGUAGUAGUAUGGAUGUUCGUCUUACUAAUCCUGAGCUCCACUUACACUGCAAGCUUAUCAUCAAGACUAACCGUACCAAAGCUUCAACCAUCAAUCACAGAUGUCAGAGAGCUCAUCAAGAAUAGAGAUUUUGUUGGCUGCCAAGAAGGCUCAUUCAUAGUGGACUUCUUGAAAAAACAAGGAUUUGAGGGCUCCAGGAUCAGGACAUUCACUUCCCCAGAUGACUGUGAUGCAGCCUUGUCUAGAGGAAGUAAAAAUGGUGGCAUAUCAGCAUUCUAUGAUGUCAUUCCCUACUCCAAGCUCUUCCUAUCCAAACAUUGCGACAAAUACAUAACAGUCGGGCCCACCCAUCGCACGGAUGGCUUUGCCUUUGCUUUCCCUAAAGGAUCUCCUUUAGUUGCUGAUGUGUCUCGUGCAGUCAUAGAACUAACAGAGAAUGGGAAGAUACUGGCAAUGGAGCAAAAUUGGUUGAGGAAUGAACCAAACUGUGCAGGACCAGAUGACAGUAUGAACUCAAUCACGAUCUCGUUCCAAAGUUUCAAAGGCCUUUUUGCCAUUACUGGAGGAGUUACAGCAGUAUGCCUCCUCAUUUUCAUAGCCAGCUACCUCUACAAGUAUAGAGAUUUCCACCGCAGUAUCUCGAAUUCACGAAUCACAAUUUGGUCAAAAGUUGUUGCAAUUUGCAGACACUUUGAUCAGAGAUCUCUCUCAUCUAGACAACCACAAGAUAAACUUCCAGAAGCUGGAACUAUUCAAAAUAGUUCUUCAGAAAAUUCUGUUCAACCAACAGAUUUGCCAAGAAAUCAUUCUAAUUCCAAUUUAGUAGUGUCAACUGCACCAGAAGAGUUACACGAUGCCAGUGCAACGAUUCAUCAUUCGAAUUUGGAAGACAUGUCUGCUGCACAACACUCAGGAGUAAUCCAUCCUUCUGCCUAACUGAGUUGAAGAUACUUUUCAGGGCGAUUUUCGUUUUCUUUUUGGCCUUCUUGGACUGUGAAGUUUCUCCAGUACAUAUUACCAACUAAUUGUGCAGUUCUUUCAUUUCUAACUUGUUAAACUUUUCCA
Lycium ferocissimum is the source of this 3285-nucleotide messenger RNA. Its product is annotated as glutamate receptor 2.8-like. The record is from RefSeq and is a predicted model, not a curated record. The transcript is spliced from 6 exons. Lineage: Eukaryota; Viridiplantae; Streptophyta; Magnoliopsida; Solanales; Solanaceae. Bases 271 to 3156 code for a protein of 961 amino acids. Gene Ontology annotation, cellular component: plasma membrane. Gene Ontology annotation, molecular function: ligand-gated monoatomic ion channel activity; signaling receptor activity.